AUGGCCAAAGACAAGAAAAACAAGCAGCAACUGAAGAAUCCAAAAGGCACACGAGACUGGUCUGGUGAAGAUGUUGCACUCCUGAAAGACAUCUUGCGACAAAUAUCUACCGUCUUCCGCAAACAUGGUGGUCAAGAGCUUGAUACACCUGUCUUUGAACUUCAAGAGGUGCUAAAGGGCAAAUAUGGGGAGGACUCAAAGCUCAUCUACGACGUGGCAGAUCAAGGUGGUGAACUACUGUCCCUACGAUACGACCUUACGGUUCCUUUCGCGCGGUGGCUGGCCAUGAACCCAAACAGUGACACGGACAACAGGUUUGCAAUAGGCAAGGUAUACCGUAGAGACCAGCCUGCGAUCGCAAAGGGACGCAUGAGGGAGUUCUGGCAAUGCGAUAUCGAUUUCAAUGGACCAAGCGAUCCUAUGGCCGUGGACAGCGAGAUUCUAGCUAUAGUCUGCGAAGUCUUCGAUGCCCUAGAAUGGAAAGGACAAUACACAAUCAAGAUCAACGACCGCCGAAUCCUCGACGGCCUCUUCGAAGUAUGCGGUGUCCCAACCGACAAACUACGAGCAAUCUCCAGCGCCGUAGACAAACUCGACAAAUCCCCCUGGUCCGAAGUCCGCAAAGAGAUGGUCGAAACAAAAGGUCUAGACCCCGACGUCGCCGACCGCAUCGAGAAAUACGUAACCAUGAAAGGCGGCAAAGGCGACUCCCAGACCGCCAGCGCCCUCCUCGAAACCCUUAAGGCCGACGAUAAACUCAUGUCCAACCCCAAAGCAAAAGAAGGCAUCACCAGCUUCGAAAAACUCAUGUCCUACCUCGAAGCCUGGAAGACUCUCGACCAAAUCUCAUUCGACCUCUCUCUCGCCCGCGGCCUAGACUACUACACCGGCAUCAUCUACGAAGUCAUCACCGAAGGCUCUCGCCCCACAAACCUCCCCCUCAACGGUACCAAAAAAUCCGACGAAGAGAAGAAAGACACCAAGAAAGCCAAAAACAUCGCCGACGAAGACGAAGACCGCUCCAACGAUCCCACCAUCGGCGUCGGCUCCAUCGCGGCCGGAGGCCGCUACGACAAUCUCGUCUCCCGCUUCUCUGAAAAAUCCGAAAUCCCCUGCGUCGGCGUCUCCUUCGGCGUCGACCGCAUCUUCAGCAUUACAAAAUCUCGUCUCUCCCAGGGGCAGAAAUUUACCUACGUCACAUCAACAUCAACAGACGUCUUCGUCAUGGCCUUUGGCGGAAAAGACUUUGACGGUGCCCUGAAGGAGCGGUAUGCUGUGAUCAAAACGCUUGGGGAAGCGGGGAUCAGUGCGAAGACAAUGCAUAAAGAGAAAGCGAAAUUACCUGCGCAGUUUAAGAAGGCGGAUUCGAAGGGGGCGAGGAUCGGGGUGAUUCUGGGGGAGGAUGAGAUUAGGAAUGGGCAGGUGAAGGUUAAGAUUAUGGGGUUGACGGAUGAUAGUGAUCCGAGGAAGGAGGGGAUUUUGAUUCCGAGGGGGGAUUUGGUGAAGGAGGUGAGUGGGAUGUUGAGGGAACUUGAUGGUGGUGAAGUCGAGGGAGUCACGAAGCAGAUGGAAGGAUUAGGAGUGGAUGCUGGUACGCGACAGAAGGUCACUUUGACCGAAGAGCAGAGAAAAGAAAUUAUUGAAAAGUUGAGCAAGGGCGAGACUGUUGAGGUUGGAGGUGUGCAAAUAUCGUAA
Molecule: messenger RNA, 1695 nt
Organism: Lithohypha guttulata
Lineage: Eukaryota; Fungi; Ascomycota; Eurotiomycetes; Chaetothyriales; Trichomeriaceae
Gene: HTS1
Product: Cytoplasmic and mitochondrial histidine tRNA synthetase
Exons: 1
Coding region: 1-1695 (564 amino acids)
Biological process (GO): histidyl-tRNA aminoacylation; mitochondrial translation
Cellular component (GO): mitochondrion; cytosol
Molecular function (GO): RNA binding; histidine-tRNA ligase activity
Source: RefSeq, a predicted model, not a curated record